AUGUUUUCACCAUUAGAUAUCGAUCUUCAUAGUGAAAUCGUAUUAUCAGGCAAAGAAAGCGGCUCAAUCCACAAUUUUUACAACUACGCGUCAAAUUCAUACUUAGCUAUGAAAGAAUUUUGUGCAAUCAGCGAUCGAGAUUUAUCAAGACAAGAAUAUUUGAUUUAUUAUUCAGGAAUUAACAACGUUGAGCGUCCUAUUUGCUUACUAUUAAAGGAUCAAAAAGUAAUCCUCGAUGAAAAUGAGACAAUCAUUGAUACAAUCGAGAUAAAUUCACGUACAAAAAUUACAUUGAGCGAUGCACGCCAAGAACCAAUGUUCGGAAUAUCUAACAAGAUGGGCCAAAUCAUUUGGUUCCAGUCAUUUGAUGUAAUAAGUGUUAUGCAGUGGUUUUUGGCAUUAUAUAUCACAAAAUACUAUGUAACAGAAGAUCAACAAUCCGUAAUCAACAAAAUCAAGCUAUCUAGUACAAUCGAAGCAAUUCCUUCACCUGUAAAACCUUCACCUCAAAAAGUUGUUCAAAAUUCUCUCGAAACGCUUACUCCUGUUCGAAAACAACCAGAAACCACUCGAGAAUCACCAGUUACAUCUCCAUUUACUACUCCGAAGAAGGAAACCCAUAAAGAUGAACUUAGAAAACAAAAUGAAUCUUUAUUAACUGUUUUAAACUUGAAACAAACGCAAUACAAAGAAAGGCAAUACUUAUCACAAGAGAAAGACCCAGAGUUAUACCCUCCACAACUCUAUAAUACAUCUGAAAUCAAAGAGAAUGUCGAAUUCCCAGAAAUUGAGAGGAAAACGAUCAAUGAUGUUUUAAUUAGAUCUAUCGUUCUCGAGUCAUCAGAAAUUCCGAAAAUAUCUCCAUCGCAUUACUUUAAGAAUCCUAUAGCUAAUCCUGGAUUAUACAGAUUGAAUUUGAAUUAUAAUCCAGAAAGUAAUUUGCUUUUCAUCAAUAAGUACAAGUCCGCUGACCCCCAAACAGCUUACCAACUGUUAGUCAGUAUGGUUUUGUGCCAGUUCAAUGAUAAAUCCAUACUCGAAGUAUAUAAUGUUCAUGAUUCGACUUCAAACCAACAGGGACAAGCCAUGGCAGUUGUAGAUCAUUACAAAAGCGAUCUACCGGCUUAUAUUCUUAGCCAUCCCGAGAUAUUGACUCAUUACAGAGUUUCUGCAAUUGUUUACGAUACGAAGUUACUUAAGGAACUUCCGAAGAAGGAACUACAAAGAGCAAUUAAUUUCCAACCUUUGUAUCGGUUUCCUCAUGAUCCAAUUCGAGAUUUAAGACAUUCAAUGAAUUACGCACUCCAAAUGGCCAAGAUAAGAAGAUUUAAUCCAAUCAAGGUCUUCCAAGACUUUAGCCGCGCUUGGAUUGCUGUUUUUCAGAAUCAUUGCAAAUUUAAUCUCGAAUCUUUCUUCAUUCGUAUUUCUUCUGAUCAGAGACAGAAUGAUACAUGGGCAAUCUUCAGAGAUGAGACAGAAUUGAAGCAGAAAUGGCCUCUUUUUCUUCUUCAUUCGAUGAGAGACGAAAAAGUUUUAGAAAAUCUCCUCCUAACGCUAUCGAAUAAGUCCGUUAUUAACGCUUUUUACGACGAUUGCGCCCAAAUUAGAAGAGAUGAAGUUAUUGACGAACUCGUGUUUUACACGUGCAUUUUCGCCAACUUUUACAUCAAAAUAUCCAAUAAUGGAGUUGUUGAGUCACCAUUAUAUGGCCCUCAGUUCGAAGCAAUCUUCAAAUAG
This is a messenger RNA of Trichomonas vaginalis G3, 1737 nucleotides long. RefSeq lists its product as uncharacterized. The transcript has a single exon. The coding region runs from base 1 to 1737 and encodes 578 amino acids. The record is from RefSeq and is a predicted model, not a curated record. Lineage: Eukaryota; Parabasalia; Trichomonadida; Trichomonadidae.